AUGAAGCGAAGAGUGUGGUUUUUCUCCAUGUUUCUCAUUUUUACCUGGCAAAAUUCGAUAGUCCACGCGGGAAAUCCGGAACUCACAUUAAAACUCGUACAAGUGAUAUUCCGACACGGCGAUCGUACCCCCGACAAAGGUGAGCGUUACCCGACCGACCCGUACGACGCCAAGUACUGGGCACCCAUGGGCUACGGACAGCUGACAAAAAUGGGCGAGAAGCACGCCUACAAAUUCGGCCAAAUGCUGCGCGCCAAGUACGGCGACUUUCUCGGCCCCUACCACCAGGAAUUCGUGUACGCGUUCAGCACGGACUUCGAGCGCACCAAGCGCACCCUGCAGCUGGUGCUCAAUGGCCUGUACCCGCCCACGCCGAGCCAGCGCUGGAGCGAGUCGAUGCACGUGCGACCCUUCCCGGCCCACUUCCUGCCCAACGCGCAGAACUUCCUCAGGCCCGUCAGAACGAAGACGUGCCCGCGCUACAAGAGCCUCUACGAGCAAGCCAUCAGGUCGCCCGAGCUCUGGGCCAAGCUCGACACGUACGAGGACUUCAUCGACCGGGUGAGACGCGACACGGGCUUCGUCAAUCUGCCGACCAAGACGGGCAGUCGACUGCUGGCCAAUCUGCGAGCGGUCGACAGUAUGGGCCUGCCACAGCCGAUCUGGUGCUCGCGCGAGUGCGCCCGAAAUCUCUACGCCCUGGCGAGUCUCAACAACGACGUCUACGUGCAAAAUCUCGAGAUGCAGAGAAUCGUGGUCGGGCCCACCCUCGACGCGCUGCUCAAGAAGAUCUACAGGAACGAGCGCGAGGCCAGGGAUCAGCACAGGAUAUACCUGUACAGCGCGCACGACAUCAACAUCGCCACGAUCUCGAGAGCGCUCCGGCUCAAGGACGUGCCCGAGAUACCGGAUUACUGCAGCGCGCUCAUUUUCGAGAAGUUGGUCGAUAAAACGAACAAGAUUUACGUCAGGAUAACGUAUUACACGGGAGUGACCAAUCAGCUGAUUCCCAUAAAGCUGAGAGCUCUGAACGUCAAUGUGGUUCACAAAGCUUUCCCCUACUUGAAACCGAAAAAUUGCCCCGUCGACUGUCCGAUAGAUGCUUUUUUGAGCAUUAUUCAUCCGCUCAUGCCGCAUCUCCAUUGUGCACCUAUAAUAACGAUGCUCAUACGUUUCUAUUUUACAAUAUGUUUUAUCCAUACUGUAGCUACAGUUAUCGCGGAAAAAUCUGCAGACUACCAAAUUGAUAUCGUCCAAGUCUUGAUAGCAAAUGGUGACCGCACACCGGAAAAAGAUGAGACCUUCCCGAAGGAUCCUUACAAUUCGACUUGGAAAAAAACAGGCUAUGGCAAAUUAACCAAGCGGGGAGAAAAACACUCUCGCAGACUCGGUGAAGUGCUGAGAAACAGAUACAACGACUUUCUUGGCGAUUACGAUCCCAGAUAUGUUUACGCGUUCAGUACCGACGACGAGCUCACGAAAAAAUCGCUGAAAAAGGUGCUGAAAGGACUGUAUCCGCGCUCGAACAAUCCCAACUGGACCGAGCUGCAGAAUUACCUCGCCUACACGGAGAAAAACGAUCUGAAUUUUUUGAGCCCUAUUCCUAAAUUUUGUACCAGAUACGUCAAUCUUUACGAAGCUGCGGAAAAAUCACCGAAAAUUGUGAAAGAGCUCGGCAAAUACGAGAGUUUCAUAUGGUACCUGAGGAUGGAGACGGGAUUUCCGCACAUCCAGCCACAGAUAACGGGCAGCAAAUUGAUGAAUUAUUGGCUCUCCGUCAGCAGCACCGAAUUGCCAUUACCCGAGUGGUGCUCCCGCGAUUGCCUGAAAAAUCUCUACGGCCUGGCGGCUCUGCACACCGAGAUCUCCGUGCUGAACAACGAUCUGGCUCGCAUGGCCGUGGGCCCGACCCUGGAAAUCAUAUCCCUGCGCUUGGCCGACAUGAACACCGGCACUACGGUCAAUCCCACGAAGAUCUUCCUGUACGGAGCUCGCGACAGCAAUGUGGCCCUCAUGACCAAGGCGUUGAAGCUCAAGGACCUGCCCGAGGUGCCGGACUACAGUAGCGCCCUGAUCUUCGAGAGAUUGCGCAACAAGAAGGGCAAGGCGUUCGUGCGCGUACUGUACUACACCGGCACGUCGGACCAGCUGAUCCCCGUGCAGCUGAAGAAGCCCAAGCACAACCCCCUGACCAAUGCGGCGUUGAAGUGCAUCAACUGCUUGGUGUACUGCGACAACGAGUGCCCGCUGGAAAGCUUCGCCAAGAUCGUGGAACCGCUGAUGCCCAAGCCCGAAGACAAGGAGUGUAUCGCCAAGAAGCCUAAGUAGAAA
This is a messenger RNA of Trichogramma pretiosum, 2331 nucleotides long. RefSeq lists its product as uncharacterized. NCBI's taxonomy places the organism in Eukaryota, Metazoa, Arthropoda, Insecta, Hymenoptera, Trichogrammatidae. Gene Ontology annotation, biological process: dephosphorylation. The record is from RefSeq and is a predicted model, not a curated record. The transcript is spliced from 9 exons. Gene Ontology annotation, molecular function: phosphatase activity. Bases 1 to 2328 code for a protein of 775 amino acids.